This is a messenger RNA of Funneliformis geosporum, 286 nucleotides long. The record is from the annotation of a GenBank genome assembly. NCBI's taxonomy places the organism in Eukaryota, Fungi, Glomeromycota, Glomeromycetes, Glomerales, Glomeraceae.
UGAAACUAAUAAAUUGAAUACUAAGGCAGUUUGUAUAUGUUGUAUUAAUAAAAAUGGUGGUUUAGAAGUGGUACAAUAUAUUCUGAGUUAUUUUAUAGCAAAUAGAGCUAGAUUAUGUCAAGCACAUUUAGCUGGCUGUGAUAAUUUUAAAAAUACAUAUACAGAAGAAGUGCAGAAUAUUCUUUCACAACUAAUUCCAGAGGAUAAUAAACAUGAUAGUAAUACAGAAGAUGAAGAUACCAGUGAAGAAGAAACUGAAUCAUAUCCUUCGCUUGCUAAAAAAUGA